This is a messenger RNA of Plasmodium gaboni, 1860 nucleotides long. Its product is annotated as putative WW domain-binding protein 11. The transcript has a single exon. The coding region runs from base 1 to 1860 and encodes 619 amino acids. The record is from RefSeq and is a predicted model, not a curated record. Gene Ontology annotation, biological process: RNA processing. NCBI's taxonomy places the organism in Eukaryota, Apicomplexa, Aconoidasida, Haemosporida, Plasmodiidae.
AUGAAUCAUCAUAAACUAUCGAAAAAACAUGUGAAAAAAAGUGUCCUUCCAACAGAUGCUUAUCGAAAACACCAAAAGAAAAAAGAAAAAAAAAAAAAAAAAAAAGAAAAAGCUUUACAAUUAGAAAAUAUUAUAAGUAAAAAAAAUCCACACAGAGUUAAAGAAAAAUUAGACUAUUUAAGAACAAAAGAAAAACAAGGGAAAUUAUUACCUGUUGAAAAAAAUAAAUUAAAAGAGUAUGAAAAUUUAUGGAAUUUAAUAAAGGAAAAAGUAAAAAAUAAUGAAUAUGUUUAUAAUAAUAAUGGUUAUGUAUUUAACUUAAAUGAACAAAAUAAAAAUGAAGAAAUAUCUAAUUCAGAAAAUAAAAGUGUCAGUUCCAACGAUGAUGUAAAUAUAUCAUCAUCAUUGUAUAAUAGUUCAGAUGAUGACGAAGAAAUUAAUGAAGAUUUAAAAGAGAUACAAAAUAAUGAUGGAAAAAAAGAAGAUGAGGAUUUUUUCUUAGAUUCAUUACCAUCAUUACCAAAAGGAUUACCUAAUGAAGUUAUAAAAUUAAUCGAAAAUUCAAAAUUACCUCAACCUGAUAAUAUAAAAAAAAUGAUGGAAAAUAUGUAUCAACCAUAUGGAGCUACACAAUUACCUGGACAAAAUAAUAAUAUUCUUAUAAAUAAUUAUGCUUAUAAUCAAGUAUAUUAUAAUUUCCAAAAUUAUUAUAAUAAUGCAAAUAUGUAUAAUAAUAUAUAUCCAACUGUUCCAUAUAAUAAAAAUUAUGAACAGGAUUUAAAAAAUGAAACUGUAAAAAAUGACAAUAAAGUAUUGUCUUAUCCAAACUCUUAUUUGAUAAAUGGGCCAAAUAAUAUAUCCCUGACGAAUCCAAAUUAUUAUACUAAUAACAGUAAUAUAAAUACUUCUGUUUAUAAAAAUAUUAUUAAUAAUAAUACAAAUGUAAAUGAAAAAUUAAAUAUUAAUAAGGAUAAGGAAAAAAUAUAUAAUUUAGAAAAAACAAAAAAUAAUAAAAAUAGUGAUGAUGAUAAUAAAAAUAAUGAUGAUGAUAAUAAAAAUAAUGAUGAUGAUAAUAAAAAUAGUGAAGAUGAUAAUAAAAAUAAUGAUGAUGAUAAUAAUAAUAAUAAUAAUAAUUUAUAUCAUGAUAUUAUUAAUAAUGAUUCAUGUAUAAAUGAUAAAAGUAAACAUAAAGAUAUAAAACAAUUAUCUGUAUCAAAUGACAACCCUAAUUUUUUAAAAGAUAAAGCAGAUAUUAAUAAUUCCUAUAAUUAUAUGAACUAUUAUUAUAAUUAUGCAAAUAAUUAUAUUAAUAGUAAUAAUUAUAACCCCUUAAACUAUGGUCCUUACAAUCAAAUGUAUUAUUAUAAUUACAAUAAUAUAAAAGUAAAUAACCAAACUGCUAACCACCCAAAUAAUAAUAAUUCACUUAUGUCAUCAUAUAAUCCUGCAAAUAUUAAUAUGAUGAACUAUUAUGGUACGAAUUCAAAUAAUGGAAAUAUGAAAAAUAGGGGAAAUUUUAUGAGACCCAAAAAUAUUAAAGGAAAAGAUAAUCAUAGUGACAAUAAUUACAAACACAAUAAUAAUUAUAAUAAUAAUAAUAAUAAAACAAAUUAUGACUUACAUACAAAUAAGUUAAUUAAUGAAGAAAAAAAUAAUAAGAAAAAUAGUAUAAAUACAAAAGAUGAAAAACAAAAUUCAGUACAGUAUUUUGUCCCAAUUAACUUGAGAUUAAAAAAUAAGUUAACUGAUGUAUGUGAAACGAAAUUUAAUACUAUUGAGCAAAGAAAUAAAAACGUUGAUGAAAAUAUAAAUAUAGAUCAAGAAUACAAUAAGUUAAUUAAAGAAGUAAAUUUUAAUUGA